Molecule: messenger RNA, 2853 nt
Organism: Dioscorea cayenensis subsp. rotundata (Guinea yam)
Lineage: Eukaryota; Viridiplantae; Streptophyta; Magnoliopsida; Dioscoreales; Dioscoreaceae
Product: chloride channel protein CLC-e
Exons: 7
Coding region: 70-2283 (737 amino acids)
Biological process (GO): chloride transport; transmembrane transport
Cellular component (GO): chloroplast thylakoid membrane
Molecular function (GO): voltage-gated chloride channel activity
Source: RefSeq, a predicted model, not a curated record
UCCGAAUCUGAGGCAGGCUCAGGGGCUUGGUUCGCCUGCAUCUUAUCCGGCUCCUCCCGCGCUGAACUCAUGUUUUCCUCCUUCACUUGCUCAGCAACCUGCAGCAGGGUCGCUAUUCAUCAGCAAGAAAUAGAAUGGCGGGGCGGCUUCUCUCUUCUCCCUCGGCUUCCUCUCCCUCCAUCCCCCAUGCUCUGCCGCCUCCUUUCGAAGCCCCAUACCAAUUUCGGUCCACGGGGGCGCAUCGUCGCAUGCCUUUCAGAAGCCAGCAGUGAAGGGCAAGAUGAACAGAGGAGCGCAGUUUCCUCUGCAUUGGAAGAAUCCAUGCCGAUUAAGGAUCUCAUCACCGUCGCUGCUUGCGCCGUUGGUCUCCUCACCGGCAUCGGUGUCGUGCUCUUCAAUUAUGCGGUGCAUUACACACGAGACUUAUUUUGGGAUGGAAUACCUUCUCGGGGUGCAUCAUGGUUGAGAGAGGAACCCAUUGCGGAUGUCUGGCCAAGAGUAAUACUGGUACCAUUGUGUGGUGGUUUAAUAGUAAGCAUACUGAACAAGCUACGGGAUUCUCUUGAAGACUCAUCUGAGGGUACUGACACUGUGGCAUCUGCUGUUAAAGGUGCACUAAGACCCUUCUUGAAGACAAUUGCUGCUUCUGUCACCCUUGGAACUGGUAAUUCUUUGGGGCCUGAAGGUCCUAGUGUUGAGAUAGGUUCAUCCGUAGCAAAAGGAAUUAGUCAUGUGUUUGAGUGGAGUGGUGGCAAGAGUUUAUCUCUUGUGGCAGCUGGAUCUGCGGCUGGCAUUUCAUCAGGUUUUAAUGCUGCUGUGGCUGGAUGCUUUUUUGCUGUUGAAUCUGUCCUUUGGCCGAGCUCAACAGAUUCAUUCUCACCUCUUACAAACUCAACAUCAAUGGUGAUACUCAGUUCUGUAAUUGCAUCUGUGAUUUCAGAAGUUGGUCUUGGUUCUGAUCCAGCUUUUAUGGUUCCAGAAUAUGAUUUCCGUUCUCCAAGUGAACUUCCAUUGUAUCUUUUGCUGGGUAUAUUGUGCGGUUUGGUUUCGCUAACCUUGUCUGGAUGCACAUCAUUUGCUCUGGAGAUGGUUGAAAAUUUUCACAAGACUACCAGAAUACCAAAGACUACUUAUCCAGCUUUUGGUGGCAUGGUCGUUGGUCUGAUAGCUUUAGCGUACCCUGAGGUCCUUUACUGGGGCUUUGAGAACGUUGACAUUCUAUUAGAGUCAAGACCUUUUGUGAAUGGCCUCCCUGCUGAUGUCUUGUUUCAGUUAGUUGGGGUAAAAAUCGUGGCAACAUCUUUGAGUCGAGCUUCUGGAUUAGUGGGUGGGUACUAUGCCCCAUCUCUUUUCAUCGGUGCAGCAACGGGCAUGGCAUAUGGAAAAUUUAUGAGCUCUGCACUAUCAGGUCCCAAUCCUUUGUUUCAUCUAUCACUCUUAGAAGUGGCAUCACCUCAAGCAUAUGGUCUGGUGGGAAUGGCUGCUACUCUUGCUGGUGUUUGUCAGGUACCCCUGACAUCAGUUCUGCUUCUGUUUGAGCUAACACAGGACUACCGAAUAGUUCUUCCACUGCUUGGAGCUGUUGGGGUAUCUUCAUGGAUUGUGUCCAGCCAGAAUAAGAAAAAGGAUGUUGGCAAUAGAUUGAGCACUUCUGGAGUUAAAGAGGCUAGUGUCAACCAAAAUAAAGAGUCCAUUUAUCAAGGCCAAGUAUUGGAAGCAUCCACUGAAACAUCAGGUGUAACUGAUUUGUGUCAGAUUGAGAGCUCUCUUUGUGUUUAUGAUUCUGUUGGUGAAAUAAAUCAAUUGGCAGAAAAGCUUACAGUUUCACAAGCUAUAAGAACCAGAUACGUCACUGUCCUGAUGAGCUCUUCAUUAGUUGAAGCAGUCUCUCUCAUGCUAGUUGAGAACCAACCAUGUGCUAUAAUAAUCGAUGCCAAUGGGUUUCUAGUAGGACUUCUAUCACUUGAGGACAUUCAAAACUUCAGUAAAGUUGCAAAGAAAAGAGGCACACAAACUGAGGUUGACAAGAUUCUAGUAUCUCAUGUCUGUCAUUUGGUUGGGAAGAAAUGCCAGGCGUGGGCUGUCACGCCUGACACAACACUUGCUACAGCUGAAAGUAUCAUGAAUUCACAUGGAGUAAAUCAGCUGGCUGUGGUGUCGGAGCAUGCAGAUGGUCAGAAAAAGGGACAAUUGGUUGGUUUAUUGGACAGGGAGAGUAUCAGCAUUGCUUGCCGAGCAGCGGCAACUAAAGAAUCUCUUGGCUUAUUCUCAGAGAACUUAUGAACUCUAAUCGUAUGAUUGAACAUAAUUUCACACUCAAGAGCUUCUUUUAUGUUGACUAAUGUCACACAAAAGAUAGAUUUCGGCAAAUGAUAUAUGGAGACCAAGUCUACCAGGUGGCAAUCUUACUGAGGCCUUACUGAUGUUGGUGGAAUUCACAAGCAGCACUGGCGCAAAUAUAGUUCCAGAGGAAGCUGUGACGUUCACAUUUGAUAAGAUAUUGUGUAUGAAGCAUGUCGAAUACUGAACUUUUCUCAAAAAUCCAUACAAGGGCUUUGUGUCCUUUCAAGAAUUAUUAUAGCUUUGCUAAUCAGAAGAGCCGAGGGUUUAGUUAUGUUGAAGCUCUUGUCAUUCAAAUCAGGAAUGCAGCAAAACUGGUGUCCAUAUAUUUUCCAUGUGAGUAAUUAACAAAGUGUUUCAUUGAUGUAAGUGAGCAGUGCAUGAACUUGAGUUGUUCUGGUUAUACUGAACUAAGAAGAGAAUGUUGUAUGCCAACAGCCUGUCUGCAGAAUGUGUUAUUUCCUACUCUAACAACUCAUUGAUGCUCUAGGUAUGAUGUAGUAUGUAUGUGUA